This is a messenger RNA of Trichoderma gamsii, 150 nucleotides long. RefSeq lists its product as hypothetical. NCBI's taxonomy places the organism in Eukaryota, Fungi, Ascomycota, Sordariomycetes, Hypocreales, Hypocreaceae. The record is from RefSeq and is a predicted model, not a curated record. The transcript has a single exon. The annotation marks the transcript as partial.
AUGGAGGAAAAAUCCCUCAAUUGGGCCAGCUACAAGCGCAUCAUCCUCUGCGCAGACGGGACAUGGCUUGCGUCCGACGUGGGCGACAAGUCCGCCCCUUCAAACGUCGCUAAAUUGGCUCGAGCAGUUGCGAACAGUGGCCCUGAUGCU